Meloidogyne enterolobii is the source of this 431-nucleotide messenger RNA. The record is from the annotation of a GenBank genome assembly. Lineage: Eukaryota; Metazoa; Nematoda; Chromadorea; Rhabditida; Meloidogynidae.
GGGAGGGGAUUUGUCGGCUAUUUUCAACGGCUCCAAGGGGGGGCACUCCACCACGAUUGGAGUGCUUUGUAAUAAGCAUGAAAAUACAGAAAAAGACAAAAUUUGUUGAUUCUUCCUUUUUUUAUAGCCUUGGGUUUUGCUCUUCUUUUCACUUUUACUUGGUCAGAAUGCAAUGGUGGAUGUUUUUGGUUUGUCUUCUUUUAAAAUUUAUUCUCUCAAAUUUUAAAGGUAUUGCUUGUGGUCAUCUUUACUUUUUCUUAGAAGAUAUAUUUCCUAACCAACCCGGAGGUUUUCGAGUACUUCAAACCCCCAACAUUCUCAAACGUUUAUUUGAUCCUCCUCCAUUGGUACGUAUACCUCCUGAACAAAGACCAGGUGGAUUUAAUUGGGGUGCUGAAGAUAACCAGCCUGUAGAUAAUCGAAAUGAAUAG